AGAAACAGGAGAAGGGGGGAUAACAAGUGGAAUUUUGCUCUAAGAGGAUUAUCGCGGUCGUUAGCCAGCAGCCGGUCUUCUCAACGGAUGCCCGGUUAGCCGGUCGGAAAACAGCGCAUCGAGACGCGUGAAAUAACCUACUGCAAACCGGGCGAGGACACGGCUCAUACUGGUGGGAGUCGGAAGCGUUUUGAACCGGUGGUACAUGUAGAUUAACUGUAACACUGCAAGAUGAUAAUUUGUAGUUCUUAUCCGAUGGGAGCGCACCGGUAUCCGUCGCCGGGAUUGCAUCUGCACCGGAGAGCGGUUUCCUGAGUGGGGGGGUUGUUGAAAGCCUGUUUGUGGCAUGAAGACCCGACCUGCAGGGAUCGGCAAUGCUAAUGCCGACUGGAUGGGCUCGCUGCCCCCCAAGCUCAGUGCCAUGCCCCUCAAGCACAUUGCAGUGCCAGGGUCUCAUGAUUCUUUCACCUACUGGGUGGAUGUGCAUGCUCCUGUGGGACCCGACCAGAAGGCAUAUGUGAAAUACCUCGCCACCAUGUUCAGCGUCAUAGCUAAGAAAGUCAUGGUGAAGUGGUCCAUGACCCAGAAUCUGACAUUUAAAGAGCAGCUGGAUGCAGGAAUUCGCUACUUUGAUCUCAGGGUCUCCUCCAAACCGGGCGAGGCUGGGAAUGAGAUCUACUUCAUCCACGGCCUGUUUGGCCACAAGGUGUGCGAUGGCUUGCUAGAAAUUAACUCCUUCUUGAGCAGGCACAGGAAAGAGGUAGUGUUUCUAGACUUUAACCACUACUACGCAAUGGGCCCAGAGCAUCAUGUGUACCUCAUCAACAUGCUCCAGGAAGUGUUUGGCAGCAAGCUGUGUCACAACUGUGCAGUGGAGAGCAUCACUCUGGACUACCUCUGGCAGAAGAAACAUCAGGUGAUUGUGUUCUACCAUCAUCCAUCAGCUCAGGGCAUCCCUGUCAUGUGGCCUGGCAACAAGAUCCCUGCUCCCUGGGCGAACACCACCGAACCCGACAAACUCACACAGUUCCUGGAAACUACGCUGAAAGAAAGGGCCAAGCAGGGCUCCUUCCAUGUGUCUCAGGCCAUCCUCACACCCAGGGUUAACACCGUGGCCAAGGGCCUGGUCUGGGGGCUGCGCAACUACCUGGUGGAGAAAAACCUGCCGACCAUCAUUUCCUGGGUUGAGGCUCAGAGGCCGGGGGUGGACGGGGUAAACAUCAUCACCUCUGACUUUGUGGAGCUCACUGACUUUGCCAACAUAGUCAUCAAGCUCAACAACCUGCUGUUGUCUGAACAGGGCCGCAAACCAAGAUGACAUAUGUUUGCACAACAGGACAAAUGUGCGCUGACCCACAGAGUGGUGGAGGUCGCAGGUCAAAGGUCAGAUUCCUCCACCAUUGUUGGAUAAUACUUACAUAAUGCUAUGAAAUAACUUUAAAUAAUAAUGUAUUAUUUUGCUUGGUGACUUUAAUAAGAAUUUUUUUCAUCAGCUAGAAAAUGGCUCUUUCUUUAGCUGUCUUGCUCAAGGACACACAUAGAUAGAUACUGUGUGAUCCAGGGACCCUUGAAUGGCCCUUGAAUGACAUAAAACCUUUGAACUUUUUGGAAUUUUGAACGUCACUGCUUUGGAUGCAGCCGACUCUCUCAGCCCCCAAUAUCAUGCACACAAAGUCCAAAAGAGGGAAAGAAGCUGGUGCUCAGAUCACAGAGCAUGCCCAGUGGCAUUUUUACCAUCAUCCUGUCAUACCACAGCUCUGGCUUCAUGUCUGGAUUAAUCUUCCUGCGUUUCCUUUUGGGGGAAAUAAUGGAAAUAUACCACACUGGUACUAUCAAAUGGCGGAGCAGCAAGGUCACCAUGACGAAAGAGACUCACAGGAAGCUGUGACCUGGACAAGGAUCAUAUGACUCAGAGAUAUCACUUAUACGGUUCCAAGAUCUUAAACAUUACAAUAGCUGUCAUUCUUUGAAAUGUUCCGACCACAUCACAGAUUCGUUUUUGCCAAGGGGGAAGCCCUAAUCCGAUAUUACAUGAUUAUUUUGAUUUUUUUUGUAUGUAUAGAUAUUUAAGUUAUGACUGCAUCAGAACUUCAGGUAUUUUAACCCUUUGAAACCUGAGCAAAUUGGCUUGAUUUCUUUCAAAAAUAUGGGAAGAAGGCAAUGAGCAACGAAAAAAGAAAUGACCCAAAAAAAUUCCCCCGAAAAUUAGUAAAAAGAGAAAAUUUAAAAAAAAGAAAGAAAAUUAGGAAAAAAAAUGUUAAAAACAAACAAACAAGGACAUGACCUUAAAAAUUGCUUAAAUUAUCAUAAUAAUUCUGUACCAUACUUUUAAGUAUGUAAUAAUAAUAAUAAUUCUAAAUAUAAUUUUCCCCCAUUUUUAAAAAAAUAAUUUUCUAAAUCUAUUUUUUUUUUGCAAUUUAUGGGACACUUCUUACUAAGUUGCUUAUUGCCUUUUUCCCCAUGUUUUUGAGAAUAAUUUGCCAAUUAGCACAGGGUUCAAAGGCAUCUGAAAGCAGCACAAGAAAAGUAAUAUUGCUCCAGGUUUCAAAGGGUUUAUAAAAUGCAAUAAGGACAAACAUUUUGUUUACAGGCUACUAAUACAUCCAACAUUAUGUUAAAAAAUUGUGAAAGAAAAUGCCCGACAUCAUGGCAGUGGAAUCUUUUUUACAUAGCAUCAGUAAUUGUAAACACUUGGCCAGAGAGCUGUAGCUGAGUUUUUAACGACGCGCUUGGUGUUUUUCCCAUAAUGAGAAGUACAGGUAGCAUGUUUUGCAUUCUUAGCAGCAUUUUAUGUUUCCAUUUUAAGCAUUGCCAUGUGUUGUGAAACGAUGCCCACUGUGCCAACACUCUCAGUACAUAUUGUUGGGCUGUAAAGUUUAACUAGACAUACAAACGGUGGCACCUUUAGGGGGGAACUGCAGAGGGAAAGCCAAAUAUAUGUAGAACUUGUGCCACUAUGCUCAUAAAACAUGUAAACCCAUAUAUAUGCACAGCUAUAAAUGUUUGUUUGUCAGUAUGUUUUUUUCCAUGUCAUUGUUUUACUAGACAUGCAGAAAUAGAAACAAUUUCCUGGCUGGGACUGUAAAAGUAUGUAGGGGAAAUGCAUAGACAGGCAUUUACAGUAUAUCAUGUCCAGCAUGUGUCAAGUCUGUGUUGGGCUCCAUAAAACAAGGCUUAUAUACAUGUAGAAAUAGCAAGGAAAGAAAAACGCCAACAUACUGUAGUCUGAAAUGUUUUGUGUUUGUUGCUGUGUUUGUGUGUGUGCCUUGUGGGCCCAGUGAUUACUAUGCAUGACAUGGACAGUACUGCAGUGACAGUCACCCAGCAUUCCUGUGGUCAGAGUAGGGAAUGAGAGGAGGAGAAGAAGGAUUUCAGAAGAAGACGCAAGUGAUUUAUAAAGCAGAGGCAGUUAGAAAGAAAGUAGAAGGAGAAGAAAGUAAGAGGAGGUUCAGCUGGGAUCAUAAAAAAAUGGAGGAUGCAGAAAGAGAAAUCUGAACAGCUGUGUGUCUCUCUUCAGCAGCAGCAGCAUCGUCUAACAGGAAAGUAAAAUGUUUUCUUUUCGUAUCAACUCUGCCCGUCUUUUUUCACUCCCUGACUCACUUGUGUGAAAUUGGCUCUUCUGUCCAGGCCACAUUGUUGACAUGGCUGAGCGUGGUCACCAAGUGCUGCGAGGCUCACGCACACACAAACACACACAGUCACAAGCACAGGCACUUUAAUUGUGGAGUAAUUACACAUACCACGGCAGGCAAGUGGGAGAGCGGAGCGCAGCAGCUCCGGCUGAUGGAGAGCAUUCCUUUGUUGUUUGGAUUGGUCCUCUCUCUCUCUCUCUCUCUCUCUCGCUCAGUCCUCUGUAUCCCUGCUGGCUUCCUAGGUUUCAAAGGAGAAGACAGCAACUCAAGCAUUUACUUCCAGGUGUUAAUAAAGUCCUAAAGUCAUAACACUGCAUUUGUGCCUGUGUGCAUGUGUUUGCAGACCAAGAUUCUGUUCCUCUACAAACAGUCUGUACCCAAAGUGGAGCAAACAUUGGCACACAGCUCCCUAAAACUAUUUUGGGCACCGCAGUCUAAGUAGAUCUGCAACAACACUUGGCUUUUAUGACCCUUGUGCCCUAUCGCCUCAUUUCUGUCUCGCUAAAUUCAACACUUCAGCCCCCUCCCUGAUCCGCACCACACUUGACUUCAUCACAGUCAAAAACACGGUCAGUUUCCAGUAUUUAAUGAGAUGGUUUUUGGCAUUUCAGUGGCAGUUGGUUGCUUUGGUUACAUGGUGUGUUUGUGUUAAAUAAAGAUGUCUAACUAUUCUUGGAAAGCCAUUUGCGUUGGCUUAAAAAAAGUGAUUAACCCUGCGUAUACACUGUGAGUAAACAGAGUUUAAGGCAUUUAACCACUGCUAUAUGUGAAGUGAUGUCAGUGACCCGAAUGGACCAGGUCAGUAACAUCCAUUACACACAGAUUUGUUAGUGCUCUCUUUUAGACCAUGAUGACUAUUGAAACAGCUGUAAAAACACAUGACACUGUAUCUUAUGACUGUCCUACCUCUGACAAAGUGUAGGAUGAGUAACGAGAGAGAAAGACUUGACAAAACGUGUAGAGGCACAGCACCAGACCACUGCAAACAGAUGAAAAUGCACCUGGCUCACCCUUUGCCACAAACAGUGUUGAUGUCAUCCAUUUAUCUGUCAUUAAGAUGUUAUUAAAAGCAUGUGGUUUGAAUAGUUUUACCCACACAACACCUCAGAGACCUGCAUGGAUGAUCAUCCCUGAGAUAGUCAGAGUACUGGUCGUAAAUAGUUCAGAUACUGUUUCACAGGCUUUUUGUGAGGUAGAUAAAGAUGUGCGAUUUGUCUGAAUGAAGGGGUCUCUCAUGGCAAGGUGUCCUAACACCGGGUGGAAUCCCUCUCCAAACAGCUCCAGAGUUCCUGCUCAGCCUCCUGGGAUCACAUGGGAGUUGUGGAAUUCACUUGGGAAUGCUAUCAAACGUUCAAACCCUCUCGAACCCACGGGCUCCGGGAUGAUGUCAUUGGGAAUGCUGAGCAGCUCUCAUGCUAGCAAGCGACCAUGGAAAGCAUAAUAGCUUUAAAGCUUCUGGAAACACUUGACAGGGAAAGUUAAAAGGAAGUGUAAGGCCAUUUUCAGGGAGAAUUAUCCUGAUAACAUUUAGCUGUUGCCUUUUUAAGGCCGUUGGCUCAAACGAUGCAUCUGUUAAUGUUGAGUCAAGGCCUAAAGUGACCACAAAAGCCCACAUGACAUGGUGCCACAUGGAGGCACAUUUCUG
Molecule: messenger RNA, 5277 nt
Organism: Epinephelus moara (kelp grouper)
Lineage: Eukaryota; Metazoa; Chordata; Actinopteri; Perciformes; Serranidae
Gene: plcxd2
Product: phosphatidylinositol-specific phospholipase C, X domain containing 2
Exons: 8
Coding region: 347-1318 (323 amino acids)
Biological process (GO): lipid metabolic process
Molecular function (GO): phosphoric diester hydrolase activity
Source: RefSeq, a predicted model, not a curated record